AAAGGGAUCGAUCCUAGGAAAAUAGGCAUACUGGCUUCUUAAUUGAUUUCUCUGACCUGCUUUCCUUUCUUUUCUGCACCGCAGGCGGUUAUUUCGCCUUUAGGUUUUUUAUUUCUUAAGGAAGCCCAUCGUCCGAUAUCACGCCCGCCAAUCCGAACGACGUAUGAUAUCCAUAUCCACCAAGACGUCCACGUCUCCCACGUCUCCCACGUCGUGCCUGAGCAUCCGUCAACAGCUCUACUAGGAAGCCUUUCGUUCCCUCGUCUAUCGUCCAUCCCUAUCGUUCACCCCCUCUCAGCUUCGAACCUCCGAACCCGCCAUUUGCUUGUGAUAGCGCACCCUUGAACAGUAAACCGUUUUCAACAUGGUAGCCGCAGUCCGACGAAGAAAAAUGAUCGGCCACCGCCGUCGGGUAGAAGAUGAAGGUGAAGAAGAUGGAGGUCUCGAUCAGCUCGAUAUCGACGAUGACUCUUUGACCGAUGGGUCUCUGGCUUCCGAGGACCCCGAUCCAGCCGACGACAGCGAUACUAGUAACGUUGAUGAGGCCUCACCAACCACACCUGCUGCUCCGAAGUUGACUAGUCAAGUGGCCAAUGGUAAUGGCAACGUGAAAAGGGCACAAUCCAAGUCUUCCGGCAGCCCGCCAACCAAGAACCCCAGAAAGCCCACUCAAAAUGCUGUGUCUGACACCGCAUUUAUGCUGAAUAACCUGAGCAUCGAGAGCGGAGCUACCCCAGUUCAGGUACUGAGCUUUGACGAAUCUACCGAGCCUCCAUCCAGGUCGUCGGCCCCUAUAGUGGUCAGCUCCAAUUCCGCCACCACAGCCACUGACCAUCCGCACGACGCACCCGUUGAUCGACGACGAAAGGAGCAUGAAGAAUACAGGCGCAAGCGAGACGAGGACCCGUCUUUUGUUCCCAACCGGGGAUCAUUCUUCAUGCAUGAUCACAGGCACGCCGGUCCGUCUGCCAACGGCUUUCGUCCUUUCGGUAGAGGCCCCCGAGGGAGAGGUCGUGGCGGUAUCGGCGGCCCUUUUGCUCCUAUUAAUCAUCAAAUGCAUAGUCCGGCUGACCCCACGACCAAUGGACCAUGGGCCCAUGACAUGCACGAGAUAGUUGCACAUCCUAUACACGUUCGACAACCGCGGCCCUCAUUUACCGAUGACGGCCCACCAAACGGCGAUGGUUUCAUUCCUACCUGUCCUCCAAGCUCCACACCGAUCAACCGGACGAUGGCUACGGAGAAGCACGUUGGCAAUGUGCAGAUCAGAGUCUUUUUCCCAGGAGUCAAGGAGCCUAUUAUCUUUUCAGGCAUACAAGUACGACAAUAUACGAAGUUGCCGGACCAUCGACCACCAUUGAGACGUGACAAGCCAGUCCGCAUCUCCUUGCCCGAUUUCCCGCCCCGGUACAUUUUCCCAGCUACCGAUAGGUCAUUUAUCUUUAUUCCUAGAGCCAUGCGUCCGAACCAGCGAUUACGGGGAAAGCCAAGAUCUGGUCUGGGAUCUAUUGGAGGUUUCUCUAGGAGAACUAGUGUCUUUGGCGGAAGUGUGUAUGCAGGUAGUGCGUACACUCCGAGCGUUGCUCUGAGCCGGCGCUCUUCUAUUGCCCCUGACUUAGGCAGGGACUAUCUCGUGUCUCCGACUGGCUCUACCAUGUCGAGACCGCCUUUACCUUACGAUGCUUCUCGACCCGUUGUUAGGCUCCCCCCACAGGCUCGAGCUGAGCAACAACUUCCCGCUGUCGACGGUGCACCGGCAGAGGGCGCUGGUGCUGGACAGCCCAAUAUGAACGACCCCGCAGCGCAUAUGCAGCAUCCUGUCCAGAAGCCGAUCUUCCAGGAGAACCGGCCAGUCCCUCUCCCUAUGCAUCAGCCUCGGCCUCAGAAGGCGGUCUCGGUAGCCGGCAUCGAAUCGCCUGAGAUGCAUCAAAACCCGUCCCAGCCGUACCAACAAGCUUUCCAUCAGCAGGUCCCUGUUCAGGUUUCGACUAGCCUGGGUCAAGAAUCGCAUGUUCGCCACCCCUCGUAUCCGUCUCAACAUUCAACUGGCACGCCUCUCUCUCAAAUCCCAGAGCGCGCUAUCCAUGCUGCACCUUUCCAGCCGAAUCAGUUCACCCAGCAGAAUUAUUAUCAGCCAUACCAGAUGAUGCAACCACAGCAGGGCUAUUACUAUCCUUCAGCUCCCUACCCUGGCUCGCUACCUUCGUCAGCUGGCGCACCGACCUUCAUGCCGGGGACACAACAAGGCCAGCCUCAAAGCGAGACCCCUACUAGCCAGCCAAAUGGUCAGGGUAACCCCAGUUCGAACUUGGUCGCUCAGGAAGUCAAUGGCAUGGUCUACUACUACGAUGCGUCUCAGUUGCCACCUAUGGCUACAUAUCCCUAUCCAGCACCGCAAGGCUACCCGAUGCCUGGUGGCGUGGUUGGCAUGAAUGGUAUGGUCACCCCGAGUCCAGAUGGCUAUUACUACCCCCCAUCAGGGCCUGGCGUUGUCUAUUAUCCGCAGUGAUCUAAUUCCACAUGGGCUAUUGACGUCUUGGCUUUAAUCAUCUAGUUAGAGAUGGUAGGGUACUUGGAUAUGCGCCUCCCACUUCAACGGGAUUGGGCAUAUUCUGUAUCGUCGUUUAGGGCAUCGGUCUAGCUACGAGUCUUGGGGCUCUCCUUUUGCUUCACCCCCUUGGAUUACCACUGGCAAUGUACAAGAACAUCCAUUAUCCUCAUUCCUACGGUACUAUAGCAUCUUUACGAGAGCUGUUCCC
Annulohypoxylon truncatum is the source of this 2759-nucleotide messenger RNA. RefSeq names its product CASC3/Barentsz eIF4AIII binding-domain-containing protein. Bases 365 to 2509 code for a protein of 714 amino acids. The record is from RefSeq and is a predicted model, not a curated record. Gene Ontology annotation, biological process: mRNA processing. The transcript is spliced from 2 exons. Gene Ontology annotation, cellular component: exon-exon junction complex. Lineage: Eukaryota; Fungi; Ascomycota; Sordariomycetes; Xylariales; Hypoxylaceae. Gene Ontology annotation, molecular function: mRNA binding.